Mycotypha africana is the source of this 2454-nucleotide messenger RNA. Its product is annotated as tRNA synthetases class I-domain-containing protein. The record is from RefSeq and is a predicted model, not a curated record. The transcript has 13 exons. Gene Ontology annotation, molecular function: aminoacyl-tRNA deacylase activity; ATP binding; valine-tRNA ligase activity. The coding region runs from base 1 to 2454 and encodes 817 amino acids. NCBI's taxonomy places the organism in Eukaryota, Fungi, Mucoromycota, Mucoromycetes, Mucorales, Mycotyphaceae. Gene Ontology annotation, cellular component: cytosol. Gene Ontology annotation, biological process: valyl-tRNA aminoacylation.
AUGGCAACGGAGUCGCCAAAGUUUAUUCUCAGGGACAAACCCAAGAAGGAGUUUGCUGCUUCUUAUGACGCUAAAGCUGUAGAAGAGGGUUGGUAUGAAUGGUGGAAUCAACAAGGGCUUUUUAGAGCCAGUAGUGCUGAUUUCAUAAGCCAACAGCAGCAACCUUGUCCACAGAAAAAGCAACCUUUUACAAUGAUCACACCGCCUCCUAAUGUGACUGGGUACUUGCAUAUAGGCCAUGCCUUAACUUUUAGUAUACAGGAUGCACUUGUUCGCUGGAAGCGUAUGAGUGGAUAUGAUGUAAAAUGGAUUCCUGGCACAGAUCAUGCAGGCAUAGGAACUCAGUCUGUAGUAGAAAAAAUGCUUUUGCGAGAGCGUGGAUUAUCACGGCAGGACCUAGGAAGAGAGGAAUUCAUCAAAGCAAUAUGGGAAUGGAAAAAUAAAUACGGAAACCACAUAUUGCAACAAAUGAGAAGAAUGGGCGCUUCCCUUGAUUGGGAUAGCGAGUUUUUCACUAUGGACAAGGAUCGUUCUCAGGCAGUGCAAAAUGCAUUCAUACGAUUGUUCGAAGAAGGGUUAAUUUAUAGAGAUACACGUUUGGUCAAUUGGUGCUGUGCAUUAGAAACUGUCAUUUCAGAUAUCGAAGUAGACUAUAAAGAUAUAUCAGGGCGCACACUCAUUCCCCUUGCUGGACGACGUGAGCCUGUUGAGUUCGGUGUAUUGCAUAAGUUUUCAUAUAAAGUGGCUGAUCCUACUCCCUCUACUCCAACUGAAAUUACCGUCUCUACUACUCGAAUUGAAACAAUGCUUGGUGAUUGCGCAGUUGCUAUCCACCCUGACGAUGAAAGAUACAAAUCUUUACAUGGAAAAUUCGUUUGGCAUCCCAUCCUUAACAAAAAAAUACCUAUCAUUUGUGAUGAAAGUCUUGUCGAUAUGGAAUUCGGAACUGGGGCUGUGAAGAUCACUCCUGCGCAUGAUCCAAACGAUUAUGCUUGUGCAAGACGUCAUAAUCUACCAAUUGAAAGCAUAUUUGAUAAGACAGGUCGGCUGAACGAAAAUUGCGGUAUACCUGAGCUAAUGGGUCUUGAUCGAUUUGAUGUGCGUGAUAAAAUUAUUGAUCAGUUGAGGAAAGUAGGAAGUUAUAAAGGUAGAGACGACAAACAUGUCAUGCGUAUUGCUGUCUGCUCCAGAUCCGGUGAUAUCAUUGAGCCCUUGAUUCAGCCACAAUGGUACGUGGAUUGUAAGCAAUUGGCAAAAAUAGCAAGAAAUCAAGUUGAUAAUGGCACAAUGAGUAUAGUACCCGCACAAUUCGUGCAGGACUGGUAUAAUUGGCUAGAUAACAUUCAAGAUUGGUGCAUUUCAAGGCAAUUAUGGUGGGGACACGAGAUUCCAGCCUAUAAAAUCAAACUGAACGAUACACAAAAGACGGAUCAAGUGGAUCAAGAAUUGUGGGUGGUUGGUUGUGAUCAGCAACAGGCCAAUACUAAGGCUGUCAAACUGCUUAAAGACAGAGGAUAUUCCGAAAAUGAUGAAGACGUGUUAGACACAUGGUUUUCGUCGGGUUUAUUGCCAUUAUCAGCCUUAGGUUGGAAGGGAAAUAAAGGAGAGGAAAUUCCUGCACGGUAUCCUAUCCAGAUUAUGGAAACUGGAUUUGAUAUACUUUUCUUUUGGCUAGCACGAAUGGCCAUGUUAACAAACCAUUUUACAAAUGGAAAAGCUCCCUUUGAAACCAUUUAUCUACAUGCAAUGAUACGUGAUGCACAGGGCCGGAAAAUGUCAAAGUCUCUUGGCAAUGUUAUUGACCCUCUGCAUGUGAUUGAGGGUGUUAGCUUGCAACAAAUGAAGGAGAAUUUGUUACACUCAAAUCUUCCAGAAAGAGAAAUCGAAACGAGUACACGUAAUUUAGAAGAAGAAUUUUCAAAUGGGAUUCCGCCUUGUGGUACAGACUCCUUGAGAUUCGCACUGGUCCAGUACACGCAACAAUCAAGACAGAUCAAUUUAGACAUUUCUACCGUUAUUCAGACCUCACAUUUUUGUAACAAGCUAUGGAAUUUGUUCAAAUUUGGCCUUCAACGUCUGCAACAAAGAUCUGAUUUGGAGUUUGACAGUAACGCUUUAAUCAGAAAUACAGGAAAACUAUCGCUAGUGAAUCGAUAUAUUCUGUCACGUAUGGCAGAUGCUGUUUGUAAAUGCCAAAGUGGCUUCAAUGAAUUCAAACUGUUCGAUGUCACAGAUACGUUACGUAGAUUUAUUGUUAAUGACGUGUGUGAUGUUUACGUCGAAUUUUCCAAAUCUAUACUGAAUGAUCCAGAUAUAGAAGAACAAGAAAAGAUAUCGACUUUACAAAUUCUACAUGCAUGUAUGGAUACAUCGCUACGAUUGGCUCAUCCCAUCAUGCCCUUUUUGACAGAGGUAAACUUGGCAUACAUAAUGCUAUCAUUGGCCGUUUGGUAA